This is a messenger RNA of Aureobasidium pullulans EXF-150, 846 nucleotides long. Its product is annotated as class I glutamine amidotransferase-like protein. Bases 1 to 846 code for a protein of 281 amino acids. The transcript has 2 exons. Lineage: Eukaryota; Fungi; Ascomycota; Dothideomycetes; Dothideales; Saccotheciaceae. The record is from RefSeq and is a predicted model, not a curated record. Gene Ontology annotation, cellular component: cytosol; nucleus.
AUGCACGACAAAUUCUCCGGCUCUGAGGCGCCCAACAAAGUCAGGAUGAUGGUGUUCGAGACGGACGAACCGCAUCCUGACACCGAAAGAGAAAAGGGAUCAUUUGGACAAGUCUUCGACAAGUUGUUCAAGAUCGCUGGUGACAACCACGAUCCUCCGCUAGGCAUUGAGACGGCGAUGAAAUUCGUUGUAGAGCCAAAAGGUGGAAAGGUGCCCUCGGUGGAUGACCUGAAAGACGUACAUGCCAUCCUGAUUACGGGAAGUAUGUUCGACGCUCACGGUGACGACGAGUGGAUUUUGAAGCUCAUGAAGCUGUUACAAGAUCUCUGGCAACAUCGUCCCGACAUCCGCUUUUCAGGAGUCUGCUUUGGUCAUCAGAUCCUCUGUCGCAUGCUCGGAGCCAAGGUCGACACGGUACCUGGUGGCAAGUGGGAACUCUCGCACACCCAUCUCGACCUCAGUGACAUAGGAAAGCAACUUUUCAGAACAAACAACGAGAAGCUACGACUACAUCAGAUGCACCAGGACCACGUUGUAGAACCGCCUUCAUCAAAGUCCACUGAUCUGCUCAAGGACGACCAAAAAGUCCACGUUUGGGGAAGCUCGGAACACACAGCUGUCCAAGGAAUCUAUAUCAAAGACCGCCUAUUCACUUCUCAAGGUCAUCUAGGCUUUGAUGAAGACAUGGUCAAGCGACAAAUAGAGCUGCGUGUUGAGAGUGGUAGUCUCAAAGACCUAGACCACGCCGAGGCUGCAAAAGAGACAGCCGAUAUGGAACAUGACGGUGAGGUGGUUGCUGCAUCGAUUUUGCGUUUGUUCCACGGCGAUGACAACGAUAUUCCUUGA